Molecule: messenger RNA, 1082 nt
Organism: Eurytemora carolleeae
Lineage: Eukaryota; Metazoa; Arthropoda; Copepoda; Calanoida; Temoridae
Exons: 7
Coding region: 74-862 (262 amino acids)
Source: RefSeq, a predicted model, not a curated record
AACUAAAUAGAAUAUUUAAGAAAAAUGUUUCUUUUCACUUUGGACGGAGGGUAGAAAGAAAACAGGAAACAGAAUGUGUUGCUGCUACAUCCGGUCAUGCUGCUUCGGCUGCCGUUCCCUUCCGUCAGGAGUGUUUAUAUUAUCUUUACUAAACCUUGUGGUGAAUAUCACCCUGUUGGUCCUGCCCUGGUUGGUGAUAACCCUGGUGGAUGAGAACGGAUACAAGGGUUGGUUAAUCAUCUUGAUGGCGGCAGAUAUCAGCCUAGGGAUCGGAGCUAAAACAAAAAAUAAGGUUCUCCUGCUACCCUGGAUGAUCAUCUACAUCAUACACACCCUCCUCACCCUCGUCAUAGGACCCCUCAUCAUCAUAGGGUCCAUCCUAGCUGCAACCGAGUUCAGGAAAUCAAACUUUUUGGAGGAAAACUUCAAUACGACAAGGAACCAUAUUGACGGUUUUCUGCCAAGCGAGAAUUCUCUGGACAUAUUCCUGGAUAAACUGGAAUCUAAAGCACCCAAGGAUGAGACGGAUAUAAAACGUAUCUCCGGGUUAGUAGUUGCUGGAUUUCUCCCUCUGUGGUAUAUCUACUGCUGGAUUGCAGUCAAGAGUCUGUAUCGUCUUCUUGCAAUCCUAGAUACAGAGACAGAGAGUAACAGUGGUCGAAGGUUUCCAAGAUCCAAUAGAGUGAUGAUACAUCCUAGGGACAAUCAGCAGAACCAACCGUACAUUAACCAUCAGCCAUACACUAACCAGCAGCCGUACACUAUACGUGGAGUACAGGGUGUACAACCCCCCCAGUUCAUAGCACCAAGCUAUCCAGGGUACUACACGUAUCCCCCAUACAGCAUGCCACCCCCCUACUGAAAGUAUAGAGUCCUUCCAUAGAGCAUGCCGCCCCUCUAUUAAACAGCAUAAAGACCCUCCAUACAGCAUGCCGCCCCCUUAAUGAACAGUAUAUAGACCCUCCACAGAGCAUGCCACCCCCCUACUGAACAGUAUAUAGUCUCUCCAUAAAGCAAGCACGGCCCCACUGAACAGUAUAUAGUCCCUUCAUAAAGCAUGCCGCCCCCCUACUGAACAGUAU